Molecule: messenger RNA, 1987 nt
Organism: Salvia splendens (bonfire salvia)
Lineage: Eukaryota; Viridiplantae; Streptophyta; Magnoliopsida; Lamiales; Lamiaceae
Product: putative pentatricopeptide repeat-containing protein At5g43820
Exons: 2
Coding region: 195-1901 (568 amino acids)
Molecular function (GO): protein binding
Source: RefSeq, a predicted model, not a curated record
UAUUCGGCCCAUUAAUAAUGGAUCUAGUUCCUACAGCCCCCGACUCCAUUUAGAUGGAUUUCUUCCAAUUCUCUCCGACCGACCGGCAAGUCAGCUCCCCGCCGCUGCCGCCGUCGACUGUGCUCGCCGCCCUCUUUAUCAAGGAUUAGGGUUGCAGGAAUCAGAUCGAAACAUCCGUGCUGCCAAUCGAGAUAAUGUUUAUUAGAGGGGUUUCAUGGAAUAAAUUCAGGUGCAGCUCUCUGCUGCUCCACCGUUCCUAUCUGGUUUUUGCAUCUCAUUAUUCGACAGAUCAACUUGUUGUAAAUACCACAAAAAAUAAUAGUUCUACCAGCAGUGAAUGUCAUAUACUGAACCAGCUCUGUGAUAUUUUCCCCAUAUCAAUUCGCAGUCCUAGUGAUGUAGAUUCAUCUUGCAAUCUAUUGGAUGUUAGGGCUGCCGAUGAUAUUUCAGUCCGCAGCCCUAGUGAUGUGGAUUCUUCUUGCAGUGAUAUUAGGGCUGCCGAUGAUUUUCUGCCGCCUGAAGAUAAGCUGCGGGGAGUUUUUCUGCAGAAGCUCCCCGGCAAAGUUGCGAUUCAUACCGCCUUGAGCGGGGUUGGUGUAGAAUUAAAUGAUGAAGUAUUUUCUAAUGUAGUGAACAUGGGAGACUUAAGUGGUGAGGCGAUGUUAGUGUUCUUCAAUUGGGCAAUUGAGCAGCCAAAUUUGUCUAAAGGUGUUGGUGCCUUCCAUAUAGUGCUUAAAGCAUUGGGUAGGAGGAAAUCAUUUGUGCAUAUGAUGGAAUUAGUGAAAGAUAUGGGGAAGAGAGGGGUAAGCUUGAAUUCUGAGACCCUUUUCAUUGUUAUGGAUAGUUAUCUUCGCGCUCACCGUGUUUCUAAAGCUACAACAAUUUUUGGGGAGUUGGAGAAGUAUGGGUUAGAAUGCAAUAAGGAAACUCUGAGUGUUGCAUUGAAUUGCUUGUCGCAGCGAUCACAUGUAGGAACAGCAUGCUUGUUGUUUAAUAGAAUGAGAGAGAAGGUGCAGUGUGAUAGUUCGAUGUAUAAUAUUAUCAUAGGAGGAUGGUCAAAGCUUGGUAAAGUUACUGAAAUUGAGAAAUUUUUGAAGUUGAUGGUGGAUGAUGGAGUUGUGCCUAACUGUGUUACUCAUAGCUAUGUCAUUGAGGGGUUCGGCAGAGCUUGUAGAUUCGAUGAUGCGAUCAGAAUUUUCAACUACUUGGAGGAGAAAGGGAGUGCACUGAGUAGUGAGGUUUACAAUGCUAUGAUUUUCAACUGUAUUGCUAAUCACGACAUCAGUGGGGCGUUGAAAUACCACGAGGGGAUGGUGCAUGAUGGUUUUGAGCCAAGCGUGGAUACUUAUGUCAGGAUAAUACUGUAUUUCCUCAAAAGAAGAAGAGUUUCAGAUGCCAUCGAAUUGCUCGAUGUGAUGCUUGGCCGAGGCGUGAUUCCUUCAACGGGGGCUUUGACUGAGAUCUUGAAACCUUUGUGUAGCUACGGUCCGCCAUAUGCUGCAUUGAUGGUGUACAACAAGGCAAGGAAAGCAGGGUGUAGAGUGUCGAUGACGGGCUAUAAGCUGCUACUGAUGAGGCUAUCUAGGUUUGGAAAGUGUGGAAUGCUGCUGAAAAUGUGGGAGGAAAUGCAAGAAAGUGGGUAUGGUUGUGAUAUGCAGGCUUAUGAGUAUCUCGUAAAUGGUCUGUGCAACACAGGGAGGCUUGAAUCUGCAGUGCUGGUAAUGGAGGAAUGUAUUAGCAAGGGAUUAUUCCCUAGCAAAAUCAUUUCUAGCAAAUUAUAUAAUAGGUUAAUGGAUUCAAAUAAAGUGGAUGUGGCUUACAAGCUAUUUCUCAAGUUGAGAAAUGCUCGGCUAAAUGAAAAUGCCCAAAGGUAUUGGAGAGCUAAAGGUUGGCAUUUUUAAUUUAUUGUUGUGUAAUCUUCUGGAUUUGAUUGUUCAAGGUAAAUAGGAUGAAGUAAAAGCUUUGGUGAUGCCAUAUUUAGGAAUUA